Hypomesus transpacificus is the source of this 1186-nucleotide messenger RNA. It is a transcript of the gene ino80e, whose product is annotated as INO80 complex subunit E. The transcript is spliced from 8 exons. NCBI's taxonomy places the organism in Eukaryota, Metazoa, Chordata, Actinopteri, Osmeriformes, Osmeridae. Gene Ontology annotation, cellular component: nucleus; Ino80 complex. Bases 80 to 808 code for a protein of 242 amino acids. The record is from RefSeq and is a predicted model, not a curated record. Gene Ontology annotation, biological process: chromatin remodeling.
GGAUCCACUGCAUGAGCUAUGUGAUAGGCCCCACCUUUUCCGGCGCUUAAAAAUGACACCAUGGAAGUAAACAAAGAGCAUGUCGCACCGACAGGUCCAAAUGAGAGAAAUGAAUGGCCAAGCUGAUAUGGAGGUUGACUACAAACGGAAAUAUAAAAACCUUAAACGCAAGUUGAAAUUCCUGGUUUAUGAGCAAGAGUGUUUUCAAGAGGAGCUUAGGAGAGCACAGAGAAAGCUGCUAAAAGUUUCAAGGGACAAAAGCUUUCUUCUGGACAGACUACUGCAGUAUGAGAGGGUGGAUGAGGACUCCUCAGAUUCUGAUGCCACAGCGUCAUCAGAGAACAGUGAAGGAGAGGCCCCUCGUGAGAGAGAAAGAGAUGGAGUAAAAAAGAGGAGAAGCCCCAGUGCACCUCCUCCAUCCUCCUCGUCUCCCCAGCUCUCCCUCCUCUCCCGCUCUGGGGGGAACCCCCUUCAGUCGGCUGGAUCUACCCCCUACCUCAACACCUUGCCUUUUCCGCCCGAGUACUUGGCCCCCCCAGCCGAGAGACUGAAGAGAGAGAGAAAGACAAAGAUGACCAAAUACAAGAAAGAGACUUCUGGGAAGGUGGUGGCCCCGUUGGCCGCCAAUUACCCAGCAGCCCCUGCGGGCCCCCCGACAGCGAGCACGGCGUUCAGCUGGGUGCCGCGGCAGAUGCUGAGCGGGGACGCCGCUGAAGAGGAGGGGGACAGUGAGGGCGACAGCGACAGAGACGAAGAGAGGGGGGAAGGAGACGAGGCUGAGCUGGUCAUUGAUCUCCCGAACGAGUGAAUGAAUGUUGUAUCGGCGUAUGUUUGUACGGUAGUGUGACUGUGCUUGUGAAUGCUUCACAAAGAAGAGUAUGUGUGUGGAGAAUGGUAGACUGUGUGUUUUUAUACGUUCACAACCCCUCACCAUGAUCUUAGACUUUGGGCCAAGCUCCCCCCUGAGGACGCUGAUGGAACUGCAGCGUUGCACUUGACCAGCUGAGCACCACAGUACUCAUGUGUACUGUCAUUGUUACCAGAAUCCAUAGAGGGCAUGAACAAUGAGUUCAAUUAUGUUUUCUAUGUUUUUUUCCCCCACACAGCUAAUAAUACAACUAUUCCCAGUUGGUAUAUUUUGUGCCUAUACUGCUUCAAAUCAUUAAAGUGGUGACAUUUCAGCAUA